UGGCUUGGUAUCCACAGGGCUGCACCACGAGACAACCCCGGGAGGGGGAGGUUCCUGGGGUGGACUACAACUUCAUCAGCGUGGCGGACUUUCGCGUCCUGGAGGACAGCGGCCUUCUGCUGGAGAGUGGAACCUAUGACGGUAACUACUACGGAACCCCCAAGCCACCCUCGGAGCCCAGCCCCGUGCAACCUGACCUCGUGGAUCAGGUUCUGUUCGACGAGGAGUUCGACAAUGAGCUGCAGCGAAAGCGGACCCCGUCUGUCAGCAAGAUGGAGAGGAAGGACAGCGCCGCCCCUGAGGAGGAGGAAGAUGAGGAGAGGACCCCACCUAUCAAUGGGCUGACAGAACAUCAGGAUGAAGGCUCACAGUGGAGGAAGAGUGUGCCCAGCUACAGCCAGUCCAACAAUACCAUGGACUUCCGCACGUGGGGCUCUCUGCCCCGGGACGAAGGCCAGGAGCCGCUUCCCAAGAACUGGGAGAUGGCCUACACGGAAACCGGCAUGGUCUACUUCAUCGAUCACAACACCAAGACCACCACCUGGCUGGACCCCCGACUUGCUAAGAAGGCCAAACCCCCCGAGAAGUGCGAGGAUGGAGAGCUGCCUUAUGGCUGGGAGAAGAUCGAGGACCCCCAGUACGGAACCUAUUAUGUGGACCAUAUCAACCAGAAGACCCAGUUUGAAAACCCAGUACUGGAAGCCAAGAAGAAGCUGAACCAGGAGGCAUCCACUGUCAGCCAGCAGGGGGGCGCUCUUCCCACAGAAGGCGGUGUUCGGGGCUUCACGCGGGACCCCUCCCAGCUGCAGGGGGCGAUCAUCCACACCGCCCUCAGGAAGAGCUCCCAGGGAUUCGGUUUCACCAUCAUCGGGGGAGACCGGCCCGACGAGUUCCUGCAGGUGAAGAACGUGCUGCGGGACGGCCCGGCAGCCCAUGACAACAAGAUUGCAUCUGGAGACGUGAUCGUGGACAUUAAUGGGACGUGCGUCCUGGGUAAGACCCACGCCGAGGUGGUGCAGAUGUUCCAGUCCGUCCCGGUGAACCAGUAUGUGGACAUGGUUCUGUGCCGGGGAUACCCACUGCCCGAGGACACCAACGGCAGCGACGAGGCGGGCAGCGAGGUGGCGGGCAUGUCCCACGUGAAUGGCUCCCAGGAUGUGCCCUACGUGACGACGGGCCCGGGGGGCCUGGGGGGUGGUGGCCGACAGCCAGAGGUGACCGACGCGACUCUGCUGCAGCCGGAGCUGGUGAGCGUUCCCCUGGUGAAGGGCCCAGGCGGAUUUGGCUUCGCCAUCGCCGACUGCCCACUGGGUCAGAAGGUAAAGAUGAUCCUGGACGCGCAGUGGUGCCGCGGCCUGCUGAAGGGCGACGUCAUCAAGGAGAUCAACCGGCAGAACGUGCAGACGCUGAGCCACGCACAGGUGGUGGACAUCCUGAAGGACCUGCCGGUGGGCAGCGAGGUCAAUGUGCUGGUGCUGCGAGGAGGUCAAACGUCUCCUGUGAAGUCUCUCAAACCUGGGACUGUCCCCGCUGCACCAAAAACAGAUGUGACCACCAGCACAGAGACGCUGGCACCUACAGAGGCCCCUCCCCAACCCUUGCCCUUCCCCCCUAACAUCCUCCGCUCCAACUCACCCAAGCUGGACCCCUCUGAGGUCUACCUGAAGUCCAAGGCCAUACUGGAGAGCAAACCUCCCAACACGAGGGACCUGGACGUUUUCAUCAAGAGGAAUCAAGAAUCGGGCUUCGGGUUUCGAGUUCUGGGUGGGGAAGGUCCUGACCAACCUGUGUACAUCGGUGCCAUCGUGCCCCUGGGCGCUGCUGAGAAGGACGGCCGCCUGAGGGCAGGCGACGAGCUACUGUGCAUUGAUGGUGUGCCAGUGAAGGGCAAGUCCCACAAGCAGGUGCUGGAGCUUAUGACCAAUGCCGCACGCAAUGGACAAGUCAUGUUGACUGUCCGCCGAAAGGUGGUCUACACAGACGGCCCAGGAGGGAAGGAGGGCAGUAGCCAGCAGCAGCCGAUCCCCAUGCUGGUGGAGGGGUCUCCCAAGCAGACCCGCGUCGAAAUGCCCAGCCCCGGGUCGCAUGAGUCCUACGACAUCACACUGCAGCGGAAGGACAACGAAGGCUUCGGCUUUGUCAUCCUUACCUCCAAGAACAAGCCACCUCCAGGAGUGAUACCUCACAAGAUCGGCCGAAUCAUCCAGGGGAGCCCUACCGACCGCUGCGGCCAGCUUAAGGUGGGCGACCGGAUCUCUGCAGUCAACGGUCAGUCCAUCGUGGAGCUGGCACAUAAUGACAUUGUGCAGCUCAUCAAGGAUGCUGGCAAUACCGUCACACUCACUGUGGUGCCAGAAGAUGAACACAGUGGACCCCCUUCGGGAACCAGCUCAGCCAAGCAGAGCCCAGCGCUGCAGCAUCGAGCCACAGGGCAGCUGCCCACCGGUCUGGACGACAGGUUUGGCAUGGACGCCGACGAGAAAAAGGAGGGAGCUGCCCGCGCCGAGUACAAGACGCUUCCUCUCGGCGAGCAGGGCACCAUGACAACCGCAUCCCUCAAGCAGGGAUGCUGUCAGGUAGAGCUGGAGAGGGGAAUGCGUGGAUUUGGCUUCAGUCUGCGUGGAGGGAAGGAGUACAACAUGGGGCUGUUCAUCCUACGGCUGGCGGAGGAUGGCCCGGCGCUGAAGGACGGCAGGAUUCAUGUGGGGGACCAGAUAGUGGAGAUCAAUGGGGAGCCUACGCAGGGCAUCACCCACACGCGGGCCAUCGAACUCAUCCAGGCCGGGGGGAACAAAGUACAGCUGCUCCUGAGGCCAGGCCUGGGCCUCAUUCCAGACCACAGUACAAGGGAUAAAAUGAAUGUUGCAUCCAGCGGUUUUCUGAGGAGAUCAGCCUCAGAUGAACUCCCAUUUUCCACUUCCCCAUUCUCAAACUCCUUCUCCGCUCCUGAAGGCUCUUUCAGUGUCCCCACGUCCAUCACAUCCAAAGAAGGGGAGAGCCCCGGAUUGGACACCGCCGCCUCCCGUUUUGGGGGCCCCGAACCGCGGCCCACCUGGGCUCACGGCUUUGACAGCAGCAGACACAUCACUGACCCUUUCAGAGAUCAGGCUGGCGUGGCACAAGGACAGCAGCCCCAGAAGACCAAGCCAACCACCAGUCCUGAGAUCCAAGAGCUAAAAUCCUUCCACAGGAAGAUGGAUUCCAACGGCUCCUCAAAAGACAGACCCGUGAAGAAAAGUGACGGAGUGCAGCCGGAACGAACCCACAGCACACGGAAAUCUGAGAGGACUCCAUAUGCCCUCACUGAAAGCAAGGUCAACCCCUCCGUGUCCCUCAGCCGAAGGGACACCGAGCCCAACCUGGAAGGAAGAACACGCACGCAGAGAGAGCCCCGCCCCUCCAGCCCCAAGAAAUUGGCUAGGAAGGAGCAAGAGGGUGUUGCCAAGCAACCGUCAAAAACCCAUGAUGAGCAGCCGAGGAGGGCAGGGGGGCAACAGCCCAGUAAUGCUGUCGGGGAGAGCAGAGAGAAGAAAGUCAAGGAGGACGAGUCUACACGCAGACAGGAGAGGGAUUCAAACUGGGGAGAAGGGGCCGGACCCACAGUCGAGCCGCGUAGAAAGGAAAAGGAGGCAGAGCAAAGAGAAAAGGUAGGGGUGGGAGAAGAGAGCGCACCGAGUCGUAGAGGGCACAGGGAGAAGGACAGAGAGAGAGACAGGGAUCGAGAGGGCAGGGAGGCCAGGAGGAAGGGGCCAGUGGAGCAGAAGGAAUCCACCAUUCUGGCACUGGAGCCUCAAUACAAUGAAUCUGCCAGUGGCAAGAAAGGAUCCAUUACCCCUGGCCCAUGGAAAGUACCCAGCUCAGGAAAGGUUCCAUCCCACUCUGAAAUGUGAUUGGCUGCAUGGCAUUAUGGGAUAUGUGUUCACUGCAUCAUGCAGCUGGAGGGAAAGAUGAAGCAUGUGGCAUGAUGCAGUGCCCCCCCCCAGGCUUGUCCACCCACCUUUGUCUGUUCCUUAAUGUUUGCAAUCCCUUUGAUGGAGGAAGGGGGGGUACCUCACUGUCGUUUCUCAUAUGCAGCACUGGAAGGUGUUUUCUUGCACUCGCCAGCAUGAAGGGUAUCAAUCUCCCUCUGUUAUUCCUGUCUGAAGACUUGCAGAUAGGCAUUCACAUGGCAGAUCUUUACACACAUCUUGGUUACGUUACUUGUAUUUACAGAGACUUGUCUCCUAGAACAUUUGUUCUACACACAAAGGAAGUCCCAUUUUUUUGUUUUUUCUUUUGUAUUUGCUCUUAUCUAAAGAUCUUUUUGGGAUGCUGACAGAACAUGUACACAUUGUGUGUAGAGUCCAGAUUAUGUAAUCAUAAGCUUUGCAGUGGAUUUAGGAUUAUUUUUGAAUCAUAGCUUGAUAUGCAUCUAUUUUUAAAGAGACCAGACACUUGUGCUUAAGUAUAUUGUUUACUACUUGUAUGUUUAUAAUAAAGCAUAUAACUUAUUGAAAUAAAUAUUGAAAAGAAUAUAGAAACCUAUGUAUCCAUACUGAGCCAUUCCAUAUUUAACGUAGUGUCCAGCAGUUUAUUCCAAAUUCAUAAAACGUCCUCCCUACUUUUAAUGUUACAUAUUGUUAGCAUAUAUCUUAACUAUAUAUUACAAGCAGAUGAGUAUGUGGUUUUAGAAAAACGACUGUAGCUUGACCUGUAUUUUAUUGUGUGUGUAUCAUUUAGCCACGUUUCCUGAUGUACCUGUGGAGGGAAAUUAUGCCCAGCUUCUCUUCGCAUGAUAAACACUUGGCUAUAUGGUGCCCGAGUCACUCUUUCCAGCAAUUGGUUUGAAAUCAAUUUCAGUUAAGGCAAGAAAGCGAAAGGAUGUACUUUCUUGGCUUUGUGUUUAAUUUACAAGCAUCAGAACGCCAAUGCCGAUUUUCUUGGCAACAGUUAAUAUAGCGGUCACGUCUCCUUACACUACUAUGGACCUUAUUUGUCAAUAUUUAUAAAAUCCAAUUACGCCGAAAACUGCUCACUGAACUUUUCUACGAGCAAGCAAACUGACGGAGUCCCCAACAUCAACAGAAGUGUUGGACGUCGAUUGCAUCAUCAUUUUAGCUUGAGCGGGAAACUAGGUUGUUUUUUUUUUUUUUUUACACGGACUGUUGCGGUUGAUGUUUGCUGAAUACAGAAAGGGCAGCUGUACACAGCCACACGGCAGUCUCCUGUUAGUCUCGACUUUGGAGAAGCAUCAUUUUUCUAUUCUCCUAGACGUAGAGAAAUGUGACACUGCAAUAUGAAUUUUUGAAUACAUACAGUCAGCAGUAUGUAAUGAGAUGCAUAGCAAUAUGGCUCUGAAUCAAACAUGCAUAGCAAAGCUUUAAAUAUAUGUAGGCAUCGAUUCACCAGUACAUCCUACUGUAGCUCUCACUGGGAAAAGUGGUGGGAAACUGAUGAGGAUGAUGAAGUGCAUUCGAAAGAUUUCUAAACAAUACUUUGGAUUCCUCAGAUGACAUCACACGGGUCACGUGAUCUUUCAAAGGAAAUAUUCUGCAAACCACUACUAUAGUGCUGGGGUCGUCAACCCUGCCAGUCUGCUGGUGGAGCACCAUCAGUACCACCUGAGAUGUCCUGGGACAAACUGAGAUGUUCAGCAAAUCUGUCUUCAUUCCACUCAUUGCCUAAGAGGUGUGACGUGUGACAUUUCUAUCUUGCUACAAGCUCUAGAGAAUGUUGUCGAAUUGUACGUAGGGCUAAACCUUAGUUUUUAUAUAUAUAUAUAUAUAUAUAUAUAUCACACACACACACACACACAUGGGGGGUCCACCAGUAAACAGCAGUAAAAGGUAAAAUGGAGUAAACAGAAUUUGCUUGUCACUACCAUGAAUAUGUAGUUCUGUGCAUUGUUUUGACACUGCAGAUAGUAAUUGGUUAGGGGGAGAGUUCACUUUUGGUAAAUUCCAAGAUAUGCUAUCUUUUAUGCACUGAUGUCUGAAGCUUUAUCCCGUAUCAGUGUCUGUAUAUAAAAAUGUGGCCUUGCAUUGCUAUAACUGAAAAGCCUUUUGGUCUCUACAUGAUGUGGUAGUUGUAAAUGUUUAUAAAUUGUACAGCACCUUUAUAAAUACUUGCAGAGUCCUCAUUCAGAUAAAAAUCUGUAAAUCGCUCCAUUAUUUUUUUAAGUAAUCUGGGGGAAAAUAUUUAAAGUGAAACAAUCGAAAUUAUGUGGGUCAUGGCCUUCUGAUCAUGCACUGUAAAAUAAAAUUUUACUGAAAAACCA
Messenger RNA from Brienomyrus brachyistius, 6256 nucleotides. RefSeq names its product membrane-associated guanylate kinase, WW and PDZ domain-containing protein 3-like. Gene Ontology annotation, cellular component: cytoplasm. Gene Ontology annotation, molecular function: protein binding. The coding region runs from base 273 to 3890 and encodes 1205 amino acids. Gene Ontology annotation, biological process: signal transduction. Lineage: Eukaryota; Metazoa; Chordata; Actinopteri; Osteoglossiformes; Mormyridae. The record is from RefSeq and is a predicted model, not a curated record. The transcript is spliced from 20 exons.